UACAUGGACACGAGAUCAAAUUUAGCAAGUGUGAAUCGAGGAUCCAAUGUGGAUCUCGAGGAUCGGUUCCAGAGGGAGCUCGAAUCUCUGCUGCAGCAGCAUCGUAACCGGCAAACAUCUGGCCAGGAACGAGAACGAGACGUGGAUGUGCACAGAAGCGGAAGCGCGCCACCGACGGUGGAAGGUUUGUUGAGGGCCAUGGAUAAUCAGUACUUGAACAACAACUCUGACUACAGAGAUUCUGGGAACGUUAGCAGCAGCAGCACUAGCAAUGGCGUCGAGCUUUUGUCAGACGACGAGUUACGUUGGCACCCUGCGUAUCUCUCCUACUACUACUCGAAUGAACACUCGAACCCGAGGCUUCCCCCUCCGUUGCUGUCUAGAGAGGACUGGAGGGUUGCUCAGAGGUUUCGCAACAGUGAGUCUGUGUUCGAUCCCGUCGGGGAAUGGAGGAAGAAAGUGGACAACUCCUCGUCUCUAUUCUCGGUUCAGCCUGGGGUUCCAGUUGAGCAGGCAGAGAACGAUCUGAUGGAGCUGAGGAACGCUGUAGCUCAGGGACGCUCUCAGAAGACGGCCGUGCGGCGGCUAGAUCAAGGAAGAGAUGAGUUGAUUGGGUAUCCCGGGCUUGGACCGAGAAGGAAGAGUUUCGCUGAUAUACUUCAGGAAGGACUUGAACGGGAUGCAGCCAUACGCAGCCAACUCUCUCGGCCUGCAAGUUGCAACACUUUCCGUGACAUGAACGAUCCUGCUGUUUUGUCCAACUUCAGUGCGGGUGGAUUCGACACCCCAUUAGCAUUUCAUGACUCGUUACAUUCUGCUGCUCAAACCAGUCCAAAUACUAUGCUUGGAUCCACCACGAGUUCUCCAGUGCCAAGGAACAGAACUCCCGAUUCACAUCUAGUAGGGCGAUCUUCAGCCUCUGGUUUGCCACCUAUUGGCACCAGAGUCGGUCCUGUCGAGAAGAAGAAUACGUUUGGCGCAGCAAUCCAAAACUGCGAAUCUUACAGUGCUGCUGAUCUUGCUGACACUCUUUCGAGGUUGAACAUGUCAGAGAUGAGUCAAGUAAGAGAUAACCUUAUGCAGUCGCAGCUUCAGGUGGAAUUGGAGAAUCAAUCUGAUGUCAUGCGUCACAUACCCAACGGUCAUGAGAAGGCUUUGCGUCAACAAAAUGUUGCUACGGCAGAGCCAAGCGAUCACUUAUUUUCCGGAAACUAUGGUGGAGUUAUGAGUGGAUAUGGAACAAGCCUUGGUGCUUCUACGGUGGGUUCCCACGGUCAGGUCAACAUUCCUAAACGAACCUCCUCUUCAGCGAGUCUCUACUCAACUUCAGACCGCUCUAGGUUAGGAAGCCUGGGCUUGUCUGAUGUCAGUAUUCAGAAUGCAAAUAUCAAUGGAACGGACUUCUCCACAGCUGGUGGUUAUUUGGUGAAUAACAAGUUGAAUUCAUUAGCUGAGCACUAUUCCGCUGAAGGCUCACAUUUGACUCGGGAAGGGGAUAGACAAAGCUUGAACAGAUUGAUAAACCAAGUUGCUUCUGAGCUUCACUCUCCAGUUAUGGAUCCCCAUUACAGCCAGUAUACGGGUGCACCAAGUGAUCAUUCUCUUCUUAGAAACAAUUUCGGGGCUUCAAACGGAGAAACGGAUAAUGAAUACCUCGCGAUGUUACUUGCUCAAAACAGGCAACAGCUGGGUAACCUCGGUGCUGCAAAUUCUAGAUUAUUUGAGAAUCCUUCAUAUGAUCUUGGCAGCAUGUAUCUAGGAAACCACCUGCCUUCUCCUUCCAAGAAUUCAAGAAAUCUCCAGAACAUGCGAAUGUCACAAUCUGCCUCAAUGAUGAAAGUUCCUUUUGGAGGAUUACAGGGAUCAUCCCAUGUAGAUAUUGGCAGCACAACAGAAGCAUCCUUACUAGAGGGGUUCAAGAACAACAAGACAAGGUCUUUGGAGCUUUCGGAAAUAGUUGGUCAUGUGAUUGAGUUCAGCAUGGAUCAGUACGGAAGUCGUUUCAUUCAGCAAAAACUUGAGACUGCAACGGAUGAGGAAAAGAAUGCAAUAUUCCCUGAGAUACAUCCUUAUGGUCGCACUUUGAUGACAGAUGUCUUUGGAAAUUAUGUCAUUCAAAAGUUUUUUGAGCAUGGUACAAACAGACAGAGAAAAGAGCUCGCUGAACAAGUUACGGGCCACGUUCUGACUCUCUCACUACAAAUGUAUGGCUGCAGGGUUAUCCAAAAGGCGUUAGAGGUUGUUGAUUUGGAGCAGCAAGCUCGAAUGGUGCGAGAGCUUGAUGGGGCCGUCAUGAAAUGCGUUCAUGAUCAGAACGGUAAUCAUGUGAUCCAGAAGUGUAUAGAGCGUCUUCCUCAGGAUUAUAUACAGUUCAUUAUUUCCUCAUUUUACGGGAAAGUCUUGGCACUUUCAACACACCCUUAUGGAUGUCGUGUAAUCCAGAGGGUACUGGAGCAUAUUGAUGACAUAGAAACCCAACGGAUCAUUAUGGAAGAAAUCAUGCAUUCAGUCUGCACUCUAGCUCAAGAUCAGUACGGAAAUUAUGUUAUUCAGCAUAUCAUACAACACGGUAAACCACACGAACGGUCAGAAAUUAUCAAUAAGCUUGCUGGGCAGAUUGUGAAGAUGAGUCAACAGAAGUUUGCUUCUAACGUUGUUGAAAAGUGCUUAACAUUUGGCGGUCCAGAGGAACGUCAGGUUCUAGUGAAUGAGAUGCUUGGUUAUACUGAUGAAAACGAGCCUCUUCAGGCGAUGAUGAAGGAUCCAUUCGGGAACUACGUAGUGCAAAAGGUUCUAGAAACAUGCGAUGAUCAAAGUCUUGCACUCAUUCUUUCUCGCAUCAAAGUCCACUUGAAUGCCUUGAAGAGGUUCACAUAUGGGAAACACAUCGUUGCCCGCGUUGAGAAACUUAUCACCACUGGAGAGAGAAGAAUUGGACUCGCGUCAUCUCUAGCCGCAAAUGCUACUUCUUAG
Molecule: messenger RNA, 2973 nt
Organism: Thlaspi arvense
Lineage: Eukaryota; Viridiplantae; Streptophyta; Magnoliopsida; Brassicales; Brassicaceae
Source: the annotation of a GenBank genome assembly